Molecule: messenger RNA, 34329 nt
Organism: Podarcis lilfordi (Lilford's wall lizard)
Lineage: Eukaryota; Metazoa; Chordata; Lepidosauria; Squamata; Lacertidae
Source: the annotation of a GenBank genome assembly
GUCUGGGCGUGGCCGGCGCGUGCAGAAGAAGAAGAGGAGGGGGAGGGGGACUAAAUAAAUAAAUAGAGAGGGAGGGGGAGGAGGAGGAGAGCGGGGCGCGCGGCGACGGGUAAAGCAGCGGCCUGUUUCUGCCUGUGCGCGCGCGCGCCCGCGUCCUCCUCCUCGCUCUCUCUCUCUCGCUCCCCUUCCUCAGGGAAGGCUCCUUUCUUCUCUCCCUCGCCCCCUCAGGUGCAGGUUGCAACCGUCCCUCUGCCCCCAAGGCCGCUCCACCACCACCACCACCCGGCCCCAUUGAGGAGCAAGCCCCGCACCCACCACCUCAGGAGGGAGACCCGCUCCCCUCUGCAAAGUAGGGGGCUCCUCGCCCCACUUUAGGUCCCUCUCGCCACACCAGGUCACCAUUUGUGUCAGGAGCGACAAAGAGAGCUUUUCCAUCUGUGGUAAGGGGCUCUCCCUCCUCACCUCAACGAAGGAGGACGUGUGCAAAUGCGCCCCCCCCAACCCCCCCAUUCGCGCCCCGUGGCAGUUGCUCCCCUGUGGGGACAAGCGAGGCCCACCGUUCUCUGGAAAGCGGGGUGGGGUCGGUUGCAAAUACUUAUAUGGGGGUCGCUGCAGCCCUCCCGUUUUGUUAGGGGGAAGGGGGCUCCCCACCCCACUUUUAACUGCUCAGAACUGGGGGGCCAGCCACUUCUAGGGCUUCCUGGGAAAGUUUCCCGUUGCUGUGUUUCUGCCCCCCAUGUAGAGAAGAAUAUGGAGCCCUGGCACCGUUGGGAAAGAAUCUUAAUUCGGAUCCUGCCCCUUCGCCAGGGUUAAAAAUACAUAACAGCAUUUCAAGUGCUGCAGCAGGUUUUUAGGGUUUUCUCUGCACCUGUUUUUUUUAAUGAAGGCUCAGGGUGGGAUGGAGAGGUUAAGGCUGCAAUAGCCCCAUUUACUACCCCGGGGUUAGUUAAGGCCCAUUCGAUUCAACAGGGCUUGCUUUGGAGUAGUCGUGCAAAGGAUUGCACUCUUAGGAAAGGAAGCCCUGUGUUACGUUUCAUUGCUUUUCAGUAGAAUUUUGUGAUAGGAGAGAAAAGCAGUGAAAUGCAAGAGAACAGCUAGAAACCAUGGCUGUCAACCGGUGGAAAGGUUUCAGUUAAGGUGCCACUUAAGCAAUCUAGUAAAUAAGUUUGCCUAUGCUAAAACUUAAACAUAGGUUCCCACUUUAUAUAUUGAAGGAAGUGCAAAAUAAUUUAUAGUUCAAGAAAAGCUGCUAUGGGGGGGGGGGGAGUAAUCCAUUUGUAAUAUUUUCAUCCUAUGCCAUUACUUAGUUAAAAAUUAGCUUUCCUGGGUUUCUUUCGUUCUCAAAGGAAACCCAAACAUAAAAAUCCUGCAAAACUUCUAAAAGAUGCUGAAGCUUUGGAUUUUUUUGAGGGGAGCACUUCAUAAUCAUGCAACAGCUAAAAAGAGAAGUAAAUUUAUUUGGUGUUUGCUCUUGGUACAUGAAUGGGAUAAGGAAUCCCGACCCGCUUAAGUGUAGCUAGGAAAUAAAUAAUAUUUUUAUCAGUAACCAUGCCUUAUCAUUUGAAAGCAUGACCUAAAAAUAUCUGCAUGAUAAAAUUCUGAUGUUCAUAUUUGUUUGUAAAGUUUUUAUUCCCCACUGCUAUGAGCAGGCUUUAAAUUUUUUUCCUUAUUUUUAUCCUGUGAAAUUAAGAUAUCUCCCUAACACCUUUUUGCUUUUAUAAGCCUGCUCUACAAGCAUCAGUGGUUUGUGUACCUUGGUCCUUUGCUCUGGAAUGUUGAGUGCUGUGAUAUGGAUAGGUUGUAAGUGGCAUUAUGUUUAUAGUGCCUGGAUACAGAGCAUUAUAUAUUCAUAAAAUUCCAUUUAAUAAUAUGCCCACAACCAGCAAAGAAUAUUUCCUUUUUCUCUCUCCAUCCCAAAUUAAGAGAUGGUGUGCCCCUCAGUAUUACAGCAACAAGUAUUUCCUCCCAACGUGCAGUUAAAAAUUGUGUACCCUUGUCUGUUAGAUCCAGUGGGAAGAAUUUAAAUAUAUUUGUAUACGCACCCUGUCUUACGAAGAGAGGUUGAGUUGAUUCUGUUGAUGGCAAGGAGGAGCCUUAAAUACGCAAUGUCAUUCUUCUUAAUGGAUAUGAAUUUAAACUAUUCUCUACUUAUUCUAUCCUUAGAGCACAUCUUUCCAAGCGUUUUCCCAAAAUCUGCUAUGGCCUAAUAAUACUGGACUUGUAGGAUUUUGAGUGGCAGCUGCUAAUAUCCAGUUAUAAUUGUGAAGACAGAAAGAAGUGCUGAUGAACUUUGCUUAAUCCUUGGUGAAUAAUACCUGUAAGCUAUUUUUAAAGAGAAUCAUUUGCAAAAUAGGAGUCUCCAUGCAUAAUUUUGUAUAUGUAAACUCUUGCCCCUUUUUGCAAAAUUUAUCAUGUUUACAUUUCUGUUAUGCCCGGAGAUAGUAGUCCUAUAUUGUAGUGUUCUAAACAUGUAUGUACAUUUUUAAAAAAGAAUUUGCCACUUUUUAUUUAUAUAUGGGGAUGUUUAUGGCCCACCUUUCAAGGCCUAGGCUUGCAAUGCAGCAAGACAACACAACACAUUAAAAAGAAUGAAAAUCCUGUAGAAACCUAGAAUAAUAAACAGUUGUAUAUUCAAACAGCAAAACUGCAAAAAGAAUCCAGAGAGCCACGUAAAAUAACAACCUUUUUUCUGGGUAGUGGUGGUAAGUUUUUAGCCAUUGGUGGAACAUAAAUAAUGAGGUUCACAAUUUAAUCUCUUGGGGCAGUAAGUUAUUAUGGACAGCUUCACAUGUAACACUAAGCCAAAAUAAUACAUUAAUCUUUUGAAAAUGCUCAUGGGGAAUCUGCAGACCUACCUAUAUUGCAGUACAUCUAUUAUUUGUGGCAGUACAUUCAUCGUAUAUGUGAACCUCAUCCCAAGCACUAAAUUUCAGUAGAGAUUUUUGUUAUUAAGCUAUUUAAAUUAAAUUUGAUCAUUUGAGAAAUAACCGUAGGAAUCAAAAUCCCUAGCUAUGUUAUUUAUUUCACAAAAUUUGUAUACCACUUGAUUGUAAUAAGACCUCAAACGUCAGUUUGAUCUAUAUGAUCAUGCUUAAUUUAAUCAUGGGGUAACCCUCAUUUGAAGAUAUGGAGGCAACCCUUUUUUGGGGGUGGGUAGAGUGUGGGAUUAAUACAAUAGAUGAGCUGAUAAGAAUAGAUGGAGAAUUUUUACAAUGAUUCUUCAUUGAGGGUUAGAUACUAUUUACCAAUGAGGAUUAAAUGCUAAUUUUAAUCUGUUUCAGUAUUUUAACUUUUGUAUGUUUUAAAAUAGGGUUGUAAAUUUUUCUUGAUAUUAUUGUCUUAGCUUUUUGUAAACCACUUCUGAGUUUUUUCACAGUCAAGUGAUGUAUACUUUUUAGGAAAUACCGUAAAUUUAUAACAUUAAAUAAUAUUUUCAGUAACAGCACACUUCAGUGUCUAUUUAUGAUCCAUCAACUUGGAGUGCUUUAUCAUCACCUAAACUGCUGGAUGGAAUAAUUGGUUGGUUGCAAAAUAUAAAACCAGUUACUAGUUUUUAUAAAUGCAUAUAUGGAAGUUUUUAAUGCUUGAUGUUUUACUAUGGUUUUAUCAUUUGUUUGAGCUCCAGUGUGGCUAGAACAACCCAGUCAGAUGGGCAACAUAGAAAUAAUAAUUUAUUAUUAUUAUUAUUAUUAUUAUUAUUAUUAUUAUUAUUGGAAACUCAUAAGAAGAUGAUCAGCAGGUUAGAGAAGAAUGGAGCAGGGAAUUAAGAGUGUACUAUGGAACCUAAACAAUGACAAAUUGCAUUAGAAUCUAUACAGAAUAUUUCUUUAGAUGUAAAAUUGGCCUGAGUCCUGGUAUUGCUCUGACUUGUGCAUGCCUAUGAUUCUUCAAAACUGUUCAACACUUGUGACUCUGACUCAAAGCCCCUUUGCUCUUUCCCAUUUCCAUUUCAAUCUUUUGUUUAGGAACCUUGACCCAAAUUACAAACAUGAAUAUGGACCAGUACCACCUCAGUGAUGAAAGUUCACUCCACUCUGAGAUGCAGCUUCAUGAGUUUUCAGGGAAUCAGGCUUUGGACUGCAGUGAUAAUUUCGGCCACGACCUGUGUCCAGAUAUGAGAGACAUGAUUUAUUCAGGAUUGAGCAACUUGGAUGUGGACCCCAGUCUUUCAGCCACAAAUAUGAAUAAUGACUCCUUGGAGGACAAUCUUGACACCUUAUCUUUGUACUCUGUGAAGGACUGUGAUUCUACUAAACUCCUUGAGGAUUGUGACCCAGACUCACGGCCACUCUUGCACGGUGAGUAACCCUGGUUACAGUGGUAAAUAACCAACAUGGCAAAAUGUGUAAGGCAGGAAUGCGAAAACUGGCUUUCCAGAUGUUGUUGGACUACAACUCCUAUCAGACUCAGCCAGGAUGGCCAGUGGGCGGAGGUUAUGAGAACAGUUAUCCAACCACAUUGAGAGUCCCAGGUUCCCCAUCUUUGCCUAAAUACAGGCUUCCUCAAGAUCUGCCCUCCAGAUAUUUUGAGACUACAAUUCCCACCAUCCCAUUGGUCCUGCUAGCUAGGGAUCAUGGGAGUUGUAGGCCAAAAACAUCUGGAGGGCCGAGUCUGAGGAAGCCUGCCUAAAUAGAACCUGGAAAGCUUUCUUUUUUCCAUUCAGCUAUGGGUUUCUUUUCUAGUCAAGGCACUCCUCUCCGAAAUAGGAAUACGUAGUAAUUGUUCCAUUUCACACUUCAGUGCCAUGUGUACACUGGUGUUUCUGCACAACAAGGAUUAUGAAGUAUCAAUGGGAGAUGCAUGUCUUUAGAUGUACCAUGGGCAUGUGCUAGAGACCUGCAGACCAUGGCUUGUUUUGUGGAAGUUACGGAUCCCAAAGCAUUUUGCAAGCAGAAAUAAUUAAGUUCUACAAGAUUUUGUAAAGAUCAUAGAUGUGCAGGUUUGUAAGGAGAAAUUUGCAUUUAUUGUCCCCUUUUUCUGGGGAGGGGAAUCUUACUCAUCCUCACGUGACUGUUCAGGCAUCUCUUGACUUUUUAAUGCCAACAGGUCCACGCGGUUGUUUAAAGUUUUGUUGAAUAGCCUGUCAUUUUAAUUACUAUUCUGUAUUGCUUUUAAUAUUUUUUAAUCAUUUUAUAUUGUUUUACACUGCCCUGAUGCUUUAUGAUGUGGAUGUAUUUAAUAAAUGAAUAUAUUAAUAUAUUAAUUUGCACUGGAAAAUCACAUAUGCUGUAUUAGCCAUUCAGAUUUGAUACAACGCAAUGUUAUCUUCGUGAGUAUUGCCUGUUUCUUUCAGUAUGGCGAUGUGGCGUCAUUGCAUAAUCACAGUGUGUGUAGACUUUGACAUUUUGAAAUGAGGGUAUUUUUCUUAAGGGUAGGGGAAAAUAGCAUUUUUGGCAAGGUAAAAAUGUACAAAAUUGCCAAAAGCAAAUACAAAUACCAGCCUAAUUUUUCAGCGGAGCAACUGAGAAACAAAACUCAUCUCUUGGAACACUUUCUUGGGAUAAUGUCAUCGACUUAAUUUUUCUGUAAUGUGCCAUGAGACAUUUAUUGCUCCUUGGAAAAAAUAAUAGAUAAAGAUGACUACACUACAAUAUGAUAAGAAUAUGUUCCCCUUCUGUCUAGUUUCUUUUCAAUUGCAUCCAGGAUAAAGGAAAUGCUCUCUGUGGAGUCUUUUCAGCGCACGCUCCAGCUGCAGCUGGGAUAAAAGCUACACUGAAGAAACAUGGCAAAUCUAACUGUUAGGACCGAACAUCUUAGCUUCCUUUUAAAUCAAAUAAUUAAUUUCAUGUUGAACCUUUGUAGCUCUUGAUGUUUUCUCCACAUUCAGUUUUCAGUUGAAUUGGUUGACUCUAAAACCUGCAGUGAAAAGUUAAGACAUAAAAUUUUCAGGUCUUAAGUUUGCUGGGCAAAACAACAGUCCACUGUGAUCAUUGUUGAGAUUAGGUGCUUCCAUCAUUUGAAGCAUUUAGUUGACAGCACAGCACUUCAGAAGAUUAUUUCUCCUUGGAAUUAUACCUGCAUUAGAUGAAGUUGGCUGAACGUUACAUGCUGCCAGGCUUGGGUUGAAAUGCUUUUAUUUAAGCUCCAUCUUAUAUGCAAUUAAAUAUGCACAUACCAUACCAUAGCUGUGUUGGUUUUUGGUUGUUUUGGGUAAUAUAUGAAGUGGAAAUCAGUUCUUAAAAGAGAUCGGCAGUAAUGGGGACAUGUGAAUGGAGAGUAGCUUAGAUAAAUUUAAAAUGGAACAAAAUUGACAGUGCAGUAGUGCUCUAGUAAGAACAAUGAAAUAAUUUUGGUCGUCAGGAAUGAGCUUUGUUGAUCAGGUGCAGUAAUGCUGAACAAAUGCAAGGCCUCCGUUUUAGAGGAAGGGAAUGCUACGCUACCUUCAUAAUUUUAACUUAAUUACCUGAAUGGAUUUUUUAACUGGGCACUCAAUUUAGUGCCAAAAUCCUAAAAGCAGAUAAAAUAGAACCUCAAAACUUGUUAACUGUGAAAUCAGUGAGUCUGCUUCAUGAGCAAGCAGUUUGGCAAUAAGAGGUUAACUCUAUUAAAAAGUUCAUUACUGGUAUAAAUAGUUACUAGAGAGGAGGAGGGUGCAUGUUUCUAGAAGGCCAGAAGUUCCCACACCUGUUUGUUUGUGAUAUGACCACUUUAGCAGUGCAGAAAGGGUGCUUGUAUAAGAGGCAAAAGAAUACUUUAAAAUUCAGCAGGGUCUACCCAUGCUCUCUUGAGUUGUAUAUGUACUUCAUUUAUGUGCAGUUUUUGUUCUUCAUUCCACCCUGCAGCAAAAAUGUAAAUCCUGUGUGUUUAUACUAGAGAUCUGGGUAUUCUUGGUAAUUUUCCAACGCUCUGAAUGCAUUGGAGUGUUUAGGAUAUUUGACAUACACUCAUGCGCACACAUAUAGAAUUAAGUGUUUGUGUGAUGUGCUCUAAGAUGUUUGCUGCUGGUAGUACAGUUACUGUUAAAAAUGGUAUGGGAUGGAAUCAUGUAACCUGGGCUUGCUUUAAGCCUGUUUUUAUAUUUGCUUUGCUAUGCACUUUUAACAUGCCCUGAGACUGCUGGGUGGAUCAGGAUACAAAGCUUCAUAAAAUAUUGUGGGAUAACCAGUAUGCUUAGGUAUAAUUAAACUUUGGAAGGAACUUAGAAGGGAAUAUAUUAAAGGUCCAACAGCCUGUAAUUCCAUGCUCUACUUUGCUUCAUAUUUUUUGGUUUUAAAUCUCUACUGUGGUUCCUCUCACCAAAGAGGACUUGCCCCAAACCUGGAUCUUGGCAUCCAGGGAAUUCUCCUUUUAUACCUCUGCCCCCCCCCUUGCAUUAUGUUCAUUUAACAAACAUAAUGCAAUUUGACAUUAUGUUCAUUUUAUGAAAUUUCCAUACCAGUUGAUUAUAGUAAAACCUCUAAGCAGUUCAAUAUUGCUAAAUCAUCACUGGAAGAAAAUAAUUGCAUUGGGGAAAGAAAUUUAAACAGUUUAUUGCCAUCACCAUCAUUAUAAACAUUAUUGACAUUUUUUAACAAGAACAGUUGUUGUUGGUUUUAACAAGCUUUAGCAUCUUGUGUAGUUGAUUUAAUAACAGGGGUAACGGGUGUUCCCUUCUGAAAGUAUUUAGAAUUGAGGAAGAAAUGGAACUGUCAGGGCUUCAGUCAUCCUUGGAGCAGCCUGCUCCUGUCCUGUUGUGUUGAAUGGGCUCAUCACUAUUGCUUUUAAAAGGAUCCUUUUUAUGAAGAACCAGCACGCAGGAGAAUCCAUAGUUAAUGCACCUGUGGUUUUUUGUGCUGACUGAGAAGAGAACGGGAUUUGUUUACUGUGUCUGCUUCCACAGCGAAUACCAGUUCCAAAGUUAGUAUGUGCACCCUAUUUUCUGCUGCCAGGAACAUUCACCAGUAACUGAGGGAGCUACAUGUUUGAAGCCCCCCAGAAAUAAUUUGGGGAGGGGAGAUUCUUCAGAACCUGUCAAAAUAUGUAAAUAUAUAUAAAAAUCAUCCAGUAGCACCUUAGAGACCAACUAAGUUCUUGGUAUAAGCUUAUACCAAGAACAAACUUAGUUGGUCUCUAAGGUGCUACUGGACAAUUUUUAAAAUAUAUAUAUAUUUCGACUGCGUCAGACCAACACGGCUACCUACCUGAAUUCUGAACCUCUGUUAUUUAAGCCCCUCAAUGUCCCAUUGAUGUUGUUCUCACCUUGAAAAUGCAAGGAGUCAUACUUGGCAUUUAUAUGGCAUUUUUCGUGAGUGUCAUGUUCAUUAUAUCACUAUUUUUUAAAAGGCAACCUUACAAGGUAGGUCAAUUUUAUUAUCCCAUAGUGCAGAUGGGAUAAGAUGUGGGGAUGGAGAGGUAAGUGGCUUGCCAAAUGCUGCCUAGUGGGUUUGUGACAUUGAGAUUUGAACCAGAUACUUAAUUGCUCACACUGUCAUUGACUGUACAAAGCCAGAUGCUAUGAACUAAAAGUUGUCUUUACUUACAUAGAAUUGGGACUUCCUGCCCCUUCAGUACCGAAAGAAGUGGAGCAAGGAGGCAGAUCCAGUUCUGGCAGUGGAAGGAGAGGAAAGCACCAGCAAAACUCCCCUCAAGCCCCUUUCCUGGAUUGCAGCCUCUGUGGAAAGGUUUUCAGUAGCACCAGCUCUCUCAGCAAACACUACGUGACUCACAGCCAGGAACGGAAGCAUGUCUGUAAGAUCUGCAGCAAAGCAUUUAAGCGCCAGGACCACCUGUAUGUAUCUGUUUGCCAGUAAAACUGAUUUAAAUGUAUAGACAGUUUCUGCUACUGUAGAAAUUUGGCUUGAUCUAGUUUGGCUAGGGCCUGGUGUACAAAUGUGCAUAGACCUAGUAUUCCUUAGUAAUGCAAGACAUAAUCUGCCUUCACUUAAGAAAAGGGUGAAACUACCCAGGGAGUUGCUUUGGAUCUACUGUGACAGCAGACAGCACUGUAAUACAGUGAAGUUUUCAAGUUCCAUCAUUCAGGCAGGAUUCCAGUGAUGGAAGAGGCUCCUAGUAUUGAGGAGAGAAAAUCUUUCUAAUUUACUCUGUGAUGCAUGAAAUAAUUUGGCCUUCUGAAAAUCAGAGCAGUUGGGUGUGAGCACUUGGUGGGAUGUGGUUGCAGCGAUACCACAGGAAAAGUAUCUUAAGCAAAAAGAAGUGGAAUUCUGAGAGAUAUUUGAGCCCCCUUUCCCCCUGAGCACAGGACAAAAGCAUGCCUCCCUUUACAUUAACCACAGUCCUAUGCUCCGGAGCAGAGAAAUUGUAAUAGAAAUUUGUGUGAAAACUAGAGACCUGUAGCCAGAGAUCUGUGGCUAGUUCUCACUGCUAUGGUAAAUGUGCACCUGGACUCUUAGCAUUUCAGACUGGACAUGGAAGCUUUUAUGAUGGAAUAUUUCUCAGUACAGCACCAGAAAAUGGCAGUUAGAAAUAUAGAAUAUCAAGGGGAAGGCUAGGUUAGAAUCCUUUGACAUCUAGUUUUAUAUAUGCAAGGGUGUGUGUGUGUGUGUGUGUGUGUGUGUGAACACUCUGUCAUGUGAGCCCCCAUCUGCAGUCUGAAGUGAUAGUGUUGGGAGUUCAGCUGAUGGAAUCAAAAAAAGAUUAUUACUUUCGGGCAAAGUUCUAGUGUGACUCGGACGUCCUUACAGCCUUUCCUAGUAAAGACAGCCAAAUGGACCACCUGGGUGGGUGGAGUCCCUGUAGUACAUAGGAGCCUUUACUGCUUAGGGAAAUGCUAUAACUUACAGCUCUGGUGACACCAUCCAGGGUAACUGUGUACAGCAGGCAUAGGCAAACCAGGCCCUCCAGUUAUUUUGGGACUACAAGUCCCAUCACCCCUGACCACUGGUCCUGUUAGCUAGGGAUGAUGGGAGUUGUAGUCCGAAAACAUCUGGAGGGCUGAGUUUGCCUAUGCCUGGUAUACAGAGUCAUGGGUAGCCAUGGCAGCUCCUGAUGCACAGCCCAAAUAAAGGUUUAUCCCCUCUUUAACUAUUCUAGGUUUCCAAUCCGUAUGUGAGGUUCAGACUCCCUUGCUUCUGCAGCUCUUGGUCAUAUACACCUCUGUUCGCUCACUCUCUUCCUCUCACCUGCUUUCUUUUGUACCCCUCUCUUUCCUAACUGUAUCUUCAAACACUUGUUUCCUUGAUAAUGCUGCCUGCUCUGCCCUUCUCAAGGAGCAGAGCAGCUCAGCUAGUGGUGGCCAGAGAGGUACUCCUAACUGCCCAGUCCAUCUCUGAUAGGAAAGGCAGCUGAAGUAAUUACUAGCAGAGGCUUUACCACCACCACCACCACCACAGAACAUCAUUCAGUGUAGUGGUUCCCAUUUGUUCCUUGACAGAUCACUUGGAAAUUACUGGUUGUCUUGGCGGACCCAUUUAAUGAUUUUUCUGCCUGUUGUAAAAAAAAUGUAAUGCACUGUGUUAGAUACUGUGUGAUUUUUAUCUGUAUUUUUAUUGCUUGUGUUAUUUCCUAUGACGCGGGUGGCGCUGUGGGUAAAACCUCAGCGCCUAGGACUUGCCGAUGGCAUGGUCGGCGGUUCGAAUCCCUGCGGCGGGGUGCGCUCCCGUCGUUCGGUCCCAGCGCCUGCCAACCUAGCAGUUCGAAAGCACCCCCAGGUGCAAGUAGAUAAAUAGAGACCGCUUACUAGCGGGAAGGUAAACGGCGUUCCGUGUGCUGUGCUGGCUCGCCGGAUGCAGCUUGUCACGCUGGCCACGUGACCCGGAAGUGUCUGCGGACAGCGCUGGCUCCCGGCCUAUAGAGUGAGAUGAGCGCACAACCCUAGAGUCUGGCAAGACUGGCCCGUACGGGCAGGGGUACCUUUACCUUUUACCUAUUUCCUAUAUUGUAUUUUAUAGUACAGGCACCUCCCCAAUUGCGCAGGGGGUGCGUUUUGGGUCAUCACAAAUAUUGACAGGAUGCAUGUAAGCCCGCCCUGCCCCGCCCCCUUCCAGGGCGGAAAAUGUCGUGCGCAUCAGCGAUCACAUUUGCCUCGAAUGCACACAAAAUGGGAGUUGCCUGUAUUGUAAUUUGCAUUUCAUAGAAUUCAGAUUUUAACACAAAAACACAAUAUUAAAAACAAAAUUACUAACAAAUGUACAGUUAAAAUUUAAUAUGGAUAUUUAUUGCGGGUAUUCCACUGACCACCUGAAUGAAGCUCGUGCACCAUUGGUAGUCCAAUAACCACAGUUUGUGAACCCCUGCUUUACCCUAAUAUAACAAUAUAGUUGAUAAAAGUGAGGAUUUCAUUUGCCUUACUCCGCCAAACCUUUAUUAGGCGUUACAAAUAUAGGCCAUCAUAAAACAUCCAUAUGUAAAAUUUUAACAUAUAUACAAAUAAACAUCCAUGUAGAAAAAUGUAAUAACGAGGAUUUUCAUUGGAGUUUCUUUCCACUAAAUAGUGCCAUUCACCAUUCUAAUACUCUUGAUAAAAACUCAGCCACCCUUGCAGUUACUUCCGGGUUAAUGUCAGAUAUUUCCAUUGCGCUGCACUGUUAGACUACCCAAUAAAGGGGAUAGCACGUGUUUGCGUAGCUGGUUGUACAAUGGACAGUAGAAAAGAAUAUGUUCUGUGUCUGGCACAUUCAAACAACAUCCGCAAUGUCUGUUGUUUCUGGGGAUGUUUAAAUAUUUUGGUGGUUGAUUGUGAUAAUAAGAUUAGCUUACUCUUCUAUAUUCUGAUCUUGUUAAAAAAAUUUUUUUUAACCUUUCAUCUCAGGAGUGGCCACAUGCUGACACACCAAAAAACGAAGCCGUUUAUUUGCAUAGAACAAGGUUGCAAUAAGAGUUACUCAGACCAUCGGUCACUGCGCCGGCAUUAUGAAAUGCACCACGGUUUGAGGUUGUUAAAGGAUGAAGAAGCUUGUGAGGCCUCCCCACCCCUCCACGAUUCACGUGUGCAGGUGGGAUCUAGUGGCAUGAGAACUGCAGAGAGGCUGGCUGUUCACCCUGAAUCCCAGGCCCCUAAUAAUUCCCUCCUGCCCCACAGAGACCUGUUGAGGUGUCUUGUAAGUAGCUUAGUCAGCCAGAAGCUCCCGCCUGCUUCUUCAACCUCUGUGGGACAGCCAGAGUCUGAUUCUAGGGGAUCCCAGCAGCCUUGCGCCUCUGUCUGCGGUCAGAUUUCUUGUGUGCCAACAAGCACUUCAGUGCUCACAGAUGCCACCAGUGAUAAAGUGACGAAGGAGCUUUACCCUUGUCAAAAGAACGCCGCCUCUUCCAGUGUGUACACCAUCAUAAACCCUGGGAGUUUAUCUGUACUUGGACCAGCAGAAAACAUUGCAAACUUGCCAGACAGGCAGCCACAUUCAGAACCUCAGUUUCCAUUAGAAACCACAGCCCUGGAGUAUUGGUCGAACAGUGGCGUGCCUCGUUUUCCGUUAUUCAGAGGCCAGAAAAUUCCUGCCACCUCUCACCAGUCAAGUGGCAACUUCCAGUGGGUCAGAAAUGUGCCACCAACCUACACCCAAAGCAAAGGAAACAGUGUUUAUCUUGCUCAGAUGCCACCUGCUGCGGGUCAGGAUGCCUCCCAAGGCCUCGUGGGACCCUCCCAUGCUUUUGACUCCCUGUCGCAAAACUUUGAGCGCCCAGAUGUUUUAUCGUUCACUCCAGCCCUCUUAAAGUCACAGGGGGAGAUCCCUGGAGAGCCGAAUCUCAGUGGCUUUGAAGAGUCUUUCAGGCCAGCAACAAGGCUUCCAGAUCCUAUGAAGCACGGUGUGCUGCAGAAGGGUGAAGCCACACCGCUGUUCAGGCAGCUCUUAAUGAAAUCCCAGGAAUCCUCUGUGAAUCAGGAUCAGCUCCAAGUCCAGGGUCGCCUGUUCCAAAGGAUCACCAAAUCUCAGCACAUUGUGUCCCACACGCAGCUGUUGGCUCCGUUGCAACUGGCAGCUGCAGAGACUGAGCAGGUGGUAGCGAAACCACUUCAGAGUGUGUUUCCGCAGCAGGCAGGUUUGGUUCAUCCAGUUCCUGAGCCCGCUGAAAGCGAAGGGUCCCCCUUGCGCGUAAAAAACGCCUUGUCCCAGUUUCAGAAGGACUUCUCGUUGGGCAGUGAGAAAGAAGGGCAACAGCCAGCUUCUCCUCCACAGUCCUUUCAGCUACUUGCCGUGCCUUCUGCAAGCACAGGCAGCAUUUCCCAUCCCAAGCACACCAGGACCUUGAAAAGAUGCCUGGAGCUCAAAGACUUCUCUAGCCCUAGCCAGUCUGGAACAUACGAAAACACCCCAGGAAACCACACAUACGGGAAGCCGAGGCAGCUGGAGAAUGGCUCUCCCGUACUGAGGAAGAAAGAGAAGAGUAAGGCUUGCGUCAAAGAACCAGGCUGCAAAGGGCAUUCUCGCAGUGGCAGACCUCGCCGGAAGGAGAAGCUGAAGUUUGACACAGCUCCCAUGGCUUCUCCCAGUCAAGUGGCCAUGGCUUCCUUUUCUUUGCCUAGCACCUCAUUUGAUAGUGGGGCGAGAGAGAAACCAAAGCUGACCAUUUUCAACAGGAUUCAGGCAUGUUCAAACCGUAACAUGUUCAUGUUUUAUUUCUUUACGUGUUUACAGUAUUGGUGGGGUCAGAUAGCACCUUUCUCUAAAGUUUAUGUCAAGGCAGCUGUUAGUGUGCCUAUAGUUGUGUUUCCCAAAGUUGGGUCUCCAGCUGUUUUUGGAAUACAACUCCCAUCAUCCUUAGCUAGCAGGACAGGGAUGAUGAGAAUUGUAGUCCAAAAAAACAGCUGCAGACCCAAGUUUGGGAAAUACUGGUCUCUAGCUUCUGGGAACUUGGAGGGGACUUAACAAAAUUCUUCAGAUAGUGUGAGCUGUUCGCCAGUAACUGAUUUUAUUUAUUUUAGCAGAAGCCAUUGUUGGAAUUAAGAAAGGUCUAAUAGGUGAUUAUCUUUGGCUUUGCUCACAGAGUGAACUCAGUAUAAGUGCCAAGGCACUGGCAAAGAGGCCUUGGAUCCCCUUUCUUCAGCAAGAGUGACAAGCAGAAGCAGACUUGUCCCUGCAUAUGUCUCAUCUGCUCAUUCCCACUGGCCUUAAGUUGAUGUGUGCAUGGGAGUGAGUUGGUGAGUACAUAAGUGGAAAAUUCUACCAAAGCUGCUGUUCUUCCUGCAAGAAGUGGGUUAAACAGCCCUUUUCCUAUGGCCAGUUUGGGAGGAAAUGGCUGAGGUGCAUAAUGAAAAUGUGCGUGGGGGUGAGGGAUGGUUCUAAAAUUUAGGAAAAAGUGAUGCCUCUGGGCACUGUUGGGCUCUCAGACUGCUAGCUCCCCAUGUCUUGGUUACCCCUUUCCUCCCCAGCUGUGAUCUCUGAAAAUUGCCCACUCUCCCUGUAUGACAUGUUAGCAAGAGGAAGAAGUUCUCAUUGAGCCUGGUGUGAUCAUCCCCCCUCCCUCACUGUUAAUUGUAGUGCAGUGGGGCUAUUUUCAAAGAGAUCCUGGCUCCAAAGAGAGGGGUAAAACCUCCCCACCUACUGUGGUUCGGAUCAAAAUGAGGGCUGGGGGAUGCUAACAAAUUUUAAAACCCUGAUGCAAUUGGCAGUGGUGCAUUUUGUGCAACAUGUAGUUAGGCCCUUAGUAAAGAAGAGAGAAAAAGUAGACAAGAAAGGUUUUAUGAUUCCAAAAGCCUGAGGGCAUCUGAGUAAUGUUGAGCUCUCUCUCUGAUCUGGAGAUGUUUUAUCUUUAAAAAUAUAUAAAUGUACUUAACUUUUUUUAACACAGGGUGGAAAUAUCUACAGCUUUACUAAUGCAGUGAGGGAAGAGCAAUUUCCCUUUGGUUGGUAAGUAGGGCAUGGUUAUGUUGGAGAAAUUUCAAAGGGGUUCCUAGAUAGGCAGUAUCCCUCCCAGAAACCCAAAAGAAGAGUAUGCAGGCUAAAAGUAAAAAGAGACCUUUAUUGAAGUUCUAAUGCGCAUAGGGACAGCCUCAAAAAUAAGGAGACUGCAAAGAACCACAUCCAAAGUAAUGUUUCUUAUACACUUCCAGAUUACACACAUGAUUUCUAUUCACUAUUAAAAGGAUUACAGCAAUCUUAGUAGUUGCAACCCAAUGUCAUCAUCCUGAACCAAUCAAAAUCUUUUAGCUUGUCAGAUCGGCCCUCAUCAGAGUAUCAUGUUGGUUACAUGUAAUCAUUUUUCAAUGUCUUUAUCAAGACUUUGACUACUUUUCCUAUUCAUUAAAUGUAUCCCAAGAUCCUCUUUCAUCUAUCUACAAAACAAUUCAAUAUUAAUCACAGUUGCCAUGCCUAGCUACCGUAUUUUUCGCUCUAUAAGACGCACCAGACCAUAAGACACACCUAGUUUUUGAAGGAGGAAAACAAGAAAAAAAAUAUUCUGAAUCUCAGAAGCCAGAACAACAAGAGGGAUCGCUGCGCAGCGAAAGCAGCGAUUCCUCUUGCUGUUCUGGCUUCUGGGAUAGCUGCGCAGCCUGCAUUCGCUCCAUAAGACGCACACACAUUUCCCCUUACUUUUUAGGAGGGAAAAAGUGAGUCUUAUAGAGCAAAAAAUACGGUAAUUCUCUUUUAAUGCAUGCAAUGGCGGCCAUGCAUUCUAACAGUUUAUUCUUUUCAGUGUUCUGGAACAAACAUUUGCUACAUACAGUACCAGACACCAGAGUUCAAAUCCCCGCAUUUUCCACAUUUCCGCUUGUCUCAUGCCUAGGAAGAAUGGGUCCAGGACAUUUUCCAUUUGGCCCUCGGCUUUCCCCAGGAAAACCCACUCUAUACUGCUGAAUCAGAACAAACGUCAAUCCGCAGAAAACCCAAUUGACGUUUGCUCCUGUUCAGCAUUAAAGAGCGAGUUGCUCUAGGGGAAAGCAGCGGUACAAGCGGACGUUUGGACGAGCCCUUAGUCAUGAAGCUCAUGGGGUGAGUUGCAGUUUCUCAGCCUGACCUACAUCAUAGGGUUUUGAGGAUAAAAUGAGGAGGUGGAGAACUCUGUAUGUCACCCUGAGCUGCUUCGAGGAAAGGUGAGCAAAAAAUGGAAAAAAUAAACUUGACAUAGAGGAGUAUCCAAAAAUGGAUUUGAUUUUGGGAAAGCGAAGUGGGGAAGCUUAUGCUCUCCCCAGGACACAAGUCUCACUGACCCUGCUCCGCACCCUCGUCCAGUGUUUUUGCCUGGCUUGAAUGUGCCUUUUAACUUGGAUAAUGCUAUUUGUUUGCCAUAUGAGAGUGUGUGGAAACUGUAUAAAGGUAAAAUUUACAUUCUGUGCCCUGCAUGCUUUCCCCUCUGCACCUGCUUACCACAGGACUGGCCUUUUGAUUGGUUGUUCACGAGGGAACAUGGCCCUCAAGGUGAAAAAGCCCCCCCCCCUUGACCUAGAGGCGAGCUGAAAGUCAUUAAAUCAGUCUUUGCCAAUCUGGUUACCUCGGGAAGUUUUGGAGGUUGUCCAAAACAUAUGGAGGGCACCAGGUUGGCAAAUUCCACAUUAACCAAACACUUCCUGGGAGGGAUGUUUCAAAAUCAGCUUGUGGUAAUGUCCCAAGGCUCUGGUGGUUCAAAGAAAGUAAGUGCAAAAUUUGGCUGGGCUGCUGUAAGUCCCUAAGCAGCUCUCUGGAUCCCAGCCAUUAUCUCUGCGGUGGCACUAGAAAUUGUUACUUAUGUAUGAUAUCCCAGUGGAGUUUACUUCACUAGUUAGCACAGUUUGCUGCUAAAUGAACUGUAGAAACACUUUUCCCAGGAAGACAUAAAACAGGCUCUGAAGCAGGAAAUGUAAAUGUGAAUGUAAUACAGUUAUGGGGGUAAAUUACAAUCUGGAAAUUCAGGCUUCAUAAUAUUACGUUUUUUCCCAUCCCUUUUUGCUUCAUUUUCUGCCAUCAGUAGUAAGACUGGGGGAGCUCCUGGAGACAGGAGUGAGCAUGGAAAUGGCUUUGUUUGUACAACCUGCAGUCAGCUGUUUUAUACUGAGAGGGGCCUGAACAGCCAUAUGUGUUUCUAUAGUGAACAAUGGCAGUCUCCAGGGAAGGAAAAACAACAGGUAAAAGAGAAAUUGAACUCUGGUAAAUGCAUAUUUGUCACUAUUAAUAUUAGCCACUUAUAAAACAAGCAAAAGUUUAACACUCUGGAUGAAUUGUUUGAAUUCUCGGCAGUAGCCAUAAAGCUCAUGAGGUGGCCAUGGGCAAUUUCUCAUCUUAAAGCCUAACCCAUUUUACAAGGGGCCGUUGUAGAUGUAAUCCUAGCUUACUAGUAGCUGUGCAGGGAGGAAUAGCAUAGCUGUAUGACUAAGAGAUGGUUGCACGUUGCAUCUUCACCCCCCCCCCCCAAUUUUUUAAGGCUUAUUUUUUCAAAAAUUGCAAAACAAUAACGGGGGGUUCAAGUUAAUAAAUAGUGCACCCCUGUCUUUAGAGCAGUUAAGGGACAUAGUGGACCACUUUGCAUGUUGAAAUGUUGACUUAAUCCAGAAUAUUUAUGACCUUUAUGUGUGCUCAUGCACACACACCCAUUUUUUGUGACUGGGAAAGCAAACCACGAAGCUGCAGCGAUCCAUAGCUCCCUAACGAGGUGUGAACUGGAAACUAUGGAAUAACAGGUUAUGUGUUGGUGCACAGAGACUGUUCAUAUGCUGACUUACCAAGCUUAGAUUUAAUGGCCAUUGGCACCAACUUUAACUGUGAUAACGAUUAAGGUUUUUGUUUCAUUAGGAUUAGAAAUCAUGGUUUAAUGUAGGUCUGGGCUGAUGAAUGAGAAUGUUCCCACAGCCACAGAGGUUGUUGUGAUAUGAUAGAUGGUCCACCGGGCAGCAUCUAGGUGCAUUUGAAUUCCUUUCUCACCUCGAAAUACAUGCUUUUUGUUCGUUAAACCAGCUGUAAUUAUAUGCAGUGGUCUUCUGAUGUUACUUGGUUUCUGGUUUUCCUUUUUCCAUUCGGUAAUAAGAUAAUUCUCAGCUCCAUUUGGGGGUUUGUGUGUCUCGACAGAUUUCCUGAAGGGAUGCAAAGUGUCUCUGCAUACACAUCUGUGCCCCUGAUACUUGGAUCCUUGCAUUGUCUGCCCAUCAUAAUUUUACAUUUAUAUAGAAAAUGUGCACCCCACCUUUCCACUUAUGGGUGUCCAGGGUGCUUAACAAUAUAAAUGAAAAAGGCAAUCCAUAACAUUAAUAAUGAUGGGGAUUUUGCUAGUCGUGAUAAUAAUGCUGGCUUACCUUAAAGGGCAGUUAUAAGGAUUACCAAAAUAAUGUAUGUGUAAUGUUUGAAUUCUGAAAAGCACUACAUAAAUGCUAGCAACCAUUCUUGUUAAUACACAGCACAAUUCUGUGCAUGUUUACUCAGGAAAGCGUGCAUGGGAUUGUAUCAAUUUAGUGCAAUCCUGUACAUGUCUGCUCAGAAAAGAAGUAAGUCUCCCUGACUUUCAUAGGAUAUCACUACCUAGUAAUAGGUAAAGGUUUGCAGCUUUAGAAGCUUAAAAAAAGGAAUGCAAAAAACGUAUAUAUUUCAUUAGCUACUCUUGUUUCUAUAUCAUUUUUCAAAUACAAACAAACCUGGAAGUUGUUCGUGUCUGCUGCAAGGGCUUUCAAAAGGGUAGAAACUGAAAUAAAACAAAACCAAAAGCUAGCCGCAGUAUUGUCUUCUGUAUACUUGUUGCUAGAAUGCACAUUUCUUUUUAUAUUUCCUUUCCCUUAAGGCAUAUGAGGCAGAGCAUUUGCAACCUCAGAAACUGUCCUUCAAGGCAUCAGGGGAUGGAGAUACUCCUCCUGAAACCAAAAGGCCUUCGGAAGAUGUAGCAGUAGCACCUCUUGUAAUCCCUGUUUCGGUACCUGUAACGGCUGCAAACCUUCAGCAAGAGAGCAAAGUGGGUGGUGAUUUGCAGUGUUAACUUCAGAUCAAUACAGAGAAGACAAGCCGACUGUUUGGGAUCUAACUGAUAGAGAGUUCCGGUGGGGUUUCAUACUUAGCCUAGCAAUUUGUGCAAAGAUCCACCCUAUGCAGGGUGAUAGGAAAGGGAUCUGCACUGCUGGAAACCUAGAAGAAGAAAUUUAAAAUAAUUUUUAUUUCAUAGUUAGCCAAAAUAAUUUUAAAUAUUUUUCAGUGUUUGCGAUGGACGUUUGGACUUCCUUGACUCUUCAGGGCAGGGAUGGGGAAUCUGUUGCCUUCCAGAUGUUGUUGGAUUAUAGCUCACAUCAUCCUUGACAGUUGGUGGCUGGGGCUCAUGGGAGUUGGAGUCCACUAGAACUUGAAGGCACCAGGUUCCCUGCAGAGCUCCAUAGUUUUAGACAGCAUCACAGGCAUCUUUCUUUGAGCAUAUCUUAAACUAUCUUAAUAGCCAUUUCCUUCCAUUACUUAUUUUGUUUAUAUUCCAUAUUUCUUCCAUGAGGAAACUCAAGACAACACCAGUAGUGUUUCUAGGCAUUUCUUUACUCGGUCAUAGUCCCCAUGCACAUUUAGACCAUAGCCCUGGAACCAUUUAUAUAGUGCUUUUAAAGUGUUUAAAGCUCUUUACUAACAUUACUUUGUUAAAACAACAAAGAGUUACGGCACCAUAAAGACUUAACUCAUUUAUUAAGGCAUAUACUUUCAUGGAUCAUAGUCCAUUUCAUCAGAUACACGAAGUGUUUCAUAUACACAUGGCUUGAGGGGAGACUUAUAAACAGUGAGGCCACAAUGAAAUGAAAUGCAGAAAAGUACAGAGAAUAUUACAUGAUGAACAGUGGCCAUUCACAAAAAAAGUUCCUGAUAAUGCAUACAUCCUGGCAUUAAAAAACGUGUUGCAAUUUUAAAAAAGAGAUACUUUGCCCCAAUCUUGAACUCAGUAUAAUACUCCGUGCAUCUGGUGAAGUAGAUGGUAGUUCACAAAAGUGUGUGCAGUAAUACAUAGUCUUUAAGGUGCCGCAAGACUUGUUUGUUUCUAUUGCGUAACUGGAAAGUACCUUGGUACAAGCCCUUAACGCCACCUGCAAGGCAGGUCAGUAUUAUUACCAUCCCUGUAUUUGCAGAUUUUGUGUGUUGGGACUGAGGCUGAAAGAGUGUGGCUUGCCCGAAACAGAGUUGCCAGCAACAUGCUGAUUUAUAGUUCAAUCUCUCUGCAUCUGUACCACACCAGGACUCUGAAAACAGAGAUCUCUCCUAACGCUCCAUUCUCAAUAUUAGUCCUGUAAUUGGCAGCAAUAGGUAGGGGGAAGAAAUGGUUGCUGUGGCCGUUCGAGAAAAUGUACUUGAAAGUUUGCCUGGCAACAGUUGAGGCUGAAAAUGCUGCCAUUUGGCCAACAUGAUUGUGACAUCACUGUUCCCUCAGCGACGACUUACUCAUCCCGAGUUGGGUUCUCACGUCUUGAAUCCUGGCAGACCCCAGAAUCUUGUCAGGCCCUCCUCCAUUGUCUCCUGAGGCCGGCAGAUGCGAACUGUCAACCGUGUGUGCCAGUAGAGCAUGGUCAACCUCUUCCUCUGCUUCCAGUCCAACUGGAAGGAAAGGAAGAAGGUGGUGAAGCGUGGGGGUGGGGAAGGAAGAGAAAGGCAGGCAGCUUACCUAGCUGUGCACAGAUGGAAGGUCAUCUACAGACAACUGCAACCUCUCCCCACAUACCAUAGCAUUCAAGGAUUCCAAGGCAGAUGAUGCCUCCUAUACAAAAGCGGGAGAGAGGUAGAAAUUAUUAUCUACGACCAUGGGAGUCCGCCUCAAAGAGUCAGGCCAUUGCAUUCCAAGCGCUACCUAGAAAUACCAGGGAUUGAAUUUGGGACUUUUAAUAUAUACUCCAACACAGAAACAGCCCACAGAAACCCAAGUCUGUUUCGUGCCUCUUUUGUGCCUAACUGAAGCACCCUAGGAUGAACAUCGCCCCCCCCCAUCUAUGUUGGGAUUGAGCCAGCAAGUAAAAGGACAUUCAGUUCACUUACCACCACCCUCCACCCCACUGUUCAGAAACAACACUCCUGUUCCCCUCUCCAGCUGCAACAAGAGACCAUUAAGACCCCAAAGACAUCAGACUGCACACAUUAAAUGGUCUCUCAGAUUCCGCAAUCCUGCUGUCCAGUUCACCUCCAACCCAAGAAGUCCUGAUGAAUGGAGGUAGGGGAAGAAGGUGGUUUCUUAUUUCCUCUCCCACACAGGUACACUCAAAAGGAUGAGCCCCUCAUCUUCCAUCCAUGUAAAGACUGCAGUUUCCUAGGCCUGACAAGAUUUUGGGGCUUGCCAUUAUUACCUGGAAUGAGAAUGAAAUCCCAGCCCACUAGCUAAAGACUCAUAAUCAGAAACAGGAGGAGCAACAGUGAUGUCAUAAUCCUUAUUAUCCACCAACAAGGCUGCAUUUUCAGGCUCCAGGAUUGCAGUUUUGAGCUGCCUUAAAAAUACUUAAAAGUAAUGGGAACUAUUAACAGCUACAGCAGUGGUUCUUUUCUGCAUAGCUGUUGACCAAAUAACACACAUGCAGAUACGUGACAUUUUGGGGAAAUCCCCAAUGUGGUGGUGGGGGCUACAGAUAUUUUAAAUGCCCACUACAAACUACAAUUCCCAGGAUUCUCUGGGGGACAUCAUAACAAUGUUAUAAAAGCUAAUAUGAGUCUGUAGUGUAGAUACUUUACUUGGUAGGAUAACCUCAAGCGGGUGGUCUCAAAUUAGUUAGCCAUAGGGGAGGAGGCAGCUUAUUAGGACAGGGUUCUUGUGGGAAACACCCACAAGGAUCCAUGCAGGGCAUGAGGUUUUUUUUCCAGGUAGUAAUAUCAAAUCACAUGGGCUGUAUAUUUCGUCUUAGGUUGAGGAGAAGGAAAGCCAGGAUGAUAAGGAUUUCCAAGAAGGCAUGCAAAAGAAGAGGAAGAGGCGAUCUCGUCCGAAAUCUCUUUUCAUCCCACCUCCUCCACCUGUCCUCAUUGAGAUACAGCCUGGCACUGGAGGAUGCUUUCAGAGUAACCUCCGUUCGCCUGUCUUCCUCAUGGACCACCUCAUCCAAGGCUUAGUCCAGUGCUCCCCUUAUACGCCACCUCCGAUGCUCUCUCCCAUUCGUGAGGGGUCAGGGCUGUAUUUCAACACACUCUGUUCUUCCUCUACAAAUGCUGCUUCUACCAAGAUGUACACCUCUGUUCUAGGUAUUUAAAACAACCAUCUUUCUAUGACUGAAUAUACAAAGCAGUAUUGUACUGAGUGAGGCCGCUCAUUCAUCUGGCCUAAUGCUGUCUAAUCUGACUGGCAGCAGCUUCCUGCAAUCUUCACUGUGUUUAUUGUUAACAUCAUUAUUAUGGUUAUUAUUAUGAUUAUCAUUAUUACUAUUUUGCAAUUUUAGAUGGAAUGGACGGAGCCCUUUUGUUCUCUCUUGUGAAAGAUACCACCAAAAUCAGCAUAGAACCGUAAGUGAGGGAAUGAUGACAAUGGUAAACAAAUCCAGUAAUAUCUUGUACUAUGUUCUUUCUCAUAGAUUUGUAGCUGGGCACAUGUAAGAAUGUUGUGAGUCAUUCCAAGAUUCUUACACCCUAUGUUUUCUACCCACAUCAUCGCUGCUUGGCCAUUUCAGAUCUCAUUCGCUUUAAUUUAAGAACAAACACUCCCUGCAUCCCAGACUGCUUUUUGUGCAGCUGUUAGGUGAUUACCAUCUGCUUUCAUUACUUGUGCUUUGUUUACAUUUUGACACUGAAAAGCAAUUACUCCCUUACAGGAUGGAGGAGGGUAUUCUUGUGUCAUUAAAGUAAUCAGCACUCUGGUUAUCUCUUGGCCUGUUCCAAACAAGCAAUUAAUACCCUCUGGGAGGAAAACCACAAAAACUUCCAGCAGAUAACGUCCAGAAUUAAGUCACCGCAGCCUGCAAAACACAUGGCUAUUAAGAGGAGUGUUAAAUUUGCCAAAAAAAGCAAUCUAUAAACGGCUGCAGUUCCAGGAGAACCCAAGUACAGGGAUCCCUCACAGAAGCCAUUCCAAAUCUUAAAAACCUUAAGAUGUGAACUGACCUUUGAAGCAGAGUAAUGAAAUACUAGGCCGGGUUUUGCAGUACAGGCACUAAGUCAUGAGAACAUCCUUCAGAUCCAUUUUAAAUUUAGGAAGACUUCCUCUUCGUUUAAAAGUUAAUCGGGCCCUUAAAAUAGUGUUGCUGUCGGGUUUCUGUAGUAGUUCAGUGCUACUUCAUCUGUAUGACAAAACAAAUAUUUCAUCCGCUGAAGUCUCAUAAGGCUCACAUGAACUAAAUUCUUUAGUUAUAAUUAAAUAGACAGGAUUGGAAGAACACUGCCAAUGUCUUAGACAAAAUUAGAAUCAGAACAGAUUGAAACCAGGAUAUUCACUGUUUUCUUUAAACUUUACCUCUCCUCUCUGUUCAGGACCAAACUAGACAAUAUGUUAAAUUUGUGUCGUGUAUAAAGUGUCUUGUUUUUACUUUUAAAAGAGCCCUGUGGAGGAGGCUGUUAGGCUCAGUGGAAGUAUCUGGUGGUGGGAUAACAACUUGGUGGAAGUGGGGGUACAGAUUUUUACCAGGAUCAUGACACAGAGGAAAGGGUUUAACCCUACCUGUAUGCUAUGAUCCCAAUUCUGAUCAGGGCCUAUCUGUUGUUGUUUUUUGUAAAGUAAACAUGCAUGCAUGCAUGCAUGCAUGUACUUAAUGACUCAUCUAGCUUGGCCCUUGGUGAAAUCCAGUAUGAUAGUUGUUCAUUUUCUGUUAGUAUUUUUAGGCUUAACCUGUAGGAGAUUAAGCAUUUUAAUCAUUUUGCAUUACUGUUUGGAUGCAUAUCAUGAUUUUGCCGGAUAAUGGCAGAUGUAGGCCAAAGUGCAGAUACCCUUUUGCUGGCUUUGUUCUGUAUAAGGCCAGACUUGUAAACAACCCUUCUCUCUUUCCAGCUAUGUGUGCAUUUGAUGUCCCGCACAGGUGUGUUCUGUAAACUUUUAAAAAGACCACUCCUUUAUUUGCAAUGCUUUAGAAAGGGGACCCACCAGCGGUUUUAGCCAUUGAGACAUACAAUUUAUUGCAGGUCCAAGGGCAAAAAGGUAAUUCUGUUAAGAUUGGCUAGGGUUCCCCUUGGGUUUGUUGCUUUGCAAUAAACUGACAGUGGUGGAGAGGUGUGGUUUAAAUAUAGCACUGAAGUAGAAUAACUUUUGAACAUGGAGCAUCUUCUGACUAAAGUCGGUUGGAAUGACCUUUCAGCCAUGCAGCAAAAAAAAAAAGCAAAACCCAGCCCCCCUUCCCCCCCAAGUAAUCCAAAUGGUUCAUGUUUUGCUAGUGCCCUAAGACCAAGGUUCAGUUUUAUGAACCUAGAGAAGCUUCUCAAACAAAGGUCUUGAGCAAAUAAAAAUACUUUAAACAACUGCUUGUAACUUCUCAGGGUGGAAAGGCUAUAGGUUUUUGUUCAAACAGUGUCUCUGCUGGAAGGUAAACUUUAACAUGCCUGCCUCUUCAUGCAUGUAAAGAUUGAGAUUAACAAAGCCCUAAUCAUUAAUUCUGUUUUUUAAAAAUGGGUUUUGGCCUUUUCAUCAUUAGUUCUUCCGUUUACCUUUGUCUUAACUUUCAUCCUGAUGUUCCUUUCAGUCCUUUAGCAGGUUUACUUGAUGUUUGGAUGCAUGUAAUCUUUUAUUUGUUACCAUAUUUUUCGCUCUAUAAGACGCACCUAGUUUUUGGAGGAGGAAAACAAGAAAAAAACCACUCUGAAUCUCAGAAGCCAGAACAGCAAGAGGGAUCGCUGCGCAGUGAAAGCAGCAAUCCCUCUUGCUGUUCUGGCUUCUGGGAUAGCUGUGCAGCCUGCAUUCACUCCAUAAGACGCACACACAUUUCCCCUUACUUUUUAGAAGGGAAAAAGUGAGUCUUAUAGAGCAAAAAAUACAGUAUAUGUUAUUCAGCAUUUUUCGUAAAAAUCAUGUCUCAAAGCACCUACGCCAGGUGGAGCGUUUCUGCUGCACCCUGUCCCCCACAACACUUGACUCUCAUUACACCCAAGGGUUGCUUUACUACAGCAUAGCAAGGUUUACUGGUUCAUGUUUGUUUUCGUUGCCACAUUCACCGUCCAAAAUGCUGUAUAGAAUAUGGUCAUGAGACAGGAUUCCUCCCAGAGAACCUAGGGUGGGAUUGAAUGAGGUUAACUGGUAAGCUGAUAGCACAGAAGAGGUAAGGCUUAUGUAGCAAGAGUGGCUUUGUCAGAAAUAGCAGCAGGUUUUUGGAUUAAAGGUGGAGGAGGUGAAUGGGGUGGUAGAGGGAACAGGGAGGCCGUUUCUGGCACAAGAAGCAACGUGGAGGAAGGGGAGCAAAGGAAAGCUCAGCAGUAGAUGAGCCUGAAUGCCAGGUAGCUUGCCAUGCUGGAGUACUGUUAACAAGAUUGGGUUAACGUGCCUGUGGGUUAAAUGUACCCAGUAACAAGAUAAAUCCGUAACAGGAUUAGCCUCUGAUUAGUCAAAGUGAGUUUUGUGUAGGUCUUGCUGGAGCAAGUAUGGAAAAUGGCAGGUUCCCUCUGCCUGGCAUCAGAGGCAGCUGUCUCAUGCUUGUGUAGAUAAUGGGGUACCUUCCCUUUUAACAUACUACAUUUUUGAAAAGCAGGGGGAGGGCACCCUUAAGAAACCGCUCUGCCUCAUCAUUUGUGUUUCUUGAUAGUUCUUCCCUUGCACUUUUCACUUCUGCAAAUUCAUCUCCUUUGUUCCCUUCCAGUCCUUGUGCCGGCUGUUCCUAGAUUCCUACUGCCACCCUUCCCUUUCCCCUCCAUUCAACCAACUCCUCCCUAUAUUACUAUUUAUGUGCCCAAACUUCAUUUAUUUUAUGUGUCCAGGUAAGGUUCCACUAUCCAUCUGACUCUUUUAAUCACCCACUCUUCACCUUUGCCUUGUCCUCCUAGGGUCUAAACUGUAAGACAUUUGUCCCUUCUGUCCAUCACUUGUAAAGUGUUGAAUAACAGUAAUAAAAUUGUCCCAACAAACUUGGGGUAAGUGCAGAAGUGCUUUUGUUUCUGUUACUGAUCCCGAGAGAUUGUGUACUUUUAAGCCUCAUGGACCAUCUAUUCGUGUGGAAAUAGCAACUUGGAAACUUCCCCUCUUUAUCUUCCAUGUUUGGCCUAAUUUUAAUUUUACCAUCUCUUGCUUGUUUAUUGUUUCUCUUCCCUCAUAAGCCUUCACAUUCUCUCCCCCUCCCUUUUUUUCCCUUUACCUCAUCCGUCAUUUCAGGCACAUCAACAUUGGAAGUCGUUUCCAAGCAGAGAUACCUGAUCUUCAAGACAGAUCAUCCUUAGAAAAUUGUGAGCAUCCAGCCUCACUAGUGUGGAAGCCGUGGGGAGAUAUCACAACCAACAAAGAAACACAGAAAAGAGGUGUGCAAAAAUGGGGUGGCGGCGGAGUUUUCCCACCUGAGGCUAACCCUCCCCAAUUAUACUUCAUUUGUCUCUUCUUCUGUUCCGUUGCAUUUUAAUUACUCUUGUGCAGACAUUUGUUCAUGCUUUUAAAAAAAUCUCACUUGCAGUAACAGAUCUGUUAAAAUUGGCCUGCUCCAGUGCGAUGCCAGGGGGAGGAACCAACCUAGAACUAGCUGUCCAUUGCCUGCAUGAAGCCCAAGGAAACAUUCUGGUAAGAUGCAAUAAAUUCACACUGGGCAAAACGCACCGGGUCUUAAGAACAUAAGCAUAAAUUACCCUGCUGGUUCAAGCCAGUGGCUCAUCUAGUCCAGCAUCCUGUUCUCACUAGGUGCCCCUAUGGAAAGCAAAUAAUAAUAAUAAUAAUAAUAAUAAUAAUAAUAAUUUAUUAUUUAUUCCCCAGCCACUCUGGGCGGCUUCCAACAGAACACUAAAAUACAAUAACCUAUUAAACAUUAAAAGCUUCCCUAAACAGGGCUGCCUUCAGAUGUCUUCUAAAAGUUUGGUAGUUAUUUUCUCUUUGACAUCUGGUGGGAGGGCGUUCCACAGGGCAGGUGCCACUACCGAGAAGGCCCUCUGCCUGGUUCCCUGUAACUUGGCUUCUCGUAGCGAGGGAACCAUCAGAAGGCCCUCGGCGCUGGACCUCAGUGUCCGGGCAGAACGAUGGAGGUGAGGACCUGAGCACAUCUGCCCGCAUCUGAUUCCCAGCAGCCAACGUUCAGUUCAUUCAUAAAAUCAUUACCAUUCUACCUCCAGCAGCGGAGGUAGAACAUGGCCAUUGAUAGCCUUAUCCUCCAUGACUUGGUCUAAUCUUUUAAAGCAAUCUAAGCAUGUGGCCGCCGCUACAUCUUGUGAGAGCUGCUUUGUCGGGCUGUUGAGAAUCUCAGGUUCCUUGUUUUGAAGGCUUUCGCAAUUUCGGGAUUGUAGGCUUUAGCCAAAUGUUUGGUUUAAUUUAUAUUGGGAGUGCCCCUAGCUGAAUGGCACGAUGCAUGUUUUGUGUGUGGAAGGUUCCACGCUCAAUGCCUGGUGUCUCCAGUUAAAAGUUUGAAGGAGCUGGUGUCGUGAAAGACCUCAGAGAGCCAGUGCUAGUCAACAUAGGCAAGACUCUAACCUGGGUGGAUAAACAAAUAGCUGGAUCUGGUAAAAGCAGCUUCCAAUGUUAAGGAAUAUUGACAGAAUCUAUUAAAUCUGGGUUUUUUGGGUGCGGGGAGAGCAGUGGCUCAGUUACAUGCAAAUACACUUCAGUGGAGUAAUUUGUUAAUGGACUAAAGUACAGUGGUACCUUGGGUUAAGUACUUAAUUCGUUCCGGAGGUCCGUACUUAACCUGAAACUGUUCUUAACCUGAAGCACCACUUUAGCUAAUGGGGUCUCCUGCUGCCGCCACGCCAUUGCAGCACAAUUUCUGUUCUCAUCCUGAAGCAAAGUUCUUAACCCAAGGUACUAUUUCUGGUUUAGCGGAGUCUGUAACCUGAAGCAUAUGUAAUCUGAAGCAUAUGUAACCUGAGGUACCACUGUAUAGUCCUUUUUGACAGGCCUAGUUUGCUUUGCCUCCGUGAAACUGUAUGUUGGUUUAAUAUUGGUGAUGAGCCAGUGCGCGGCCACUUGAUGCCAUGCACAGCAUACUACUGGCCAACACACAUCCGCUGUAUAUUGAUGCACAAACUGCAGAAUCCAUACUGCAGACUCAUUGACAUUGGGGGGGGGGUGGCGGAGAAAAUGAGCACAGGAUGGCUUGCCCCCUCCGUAUUGUGCAGCCUUGUAGCAGUGGAAACAGAUGCACUCAGGCAACACUAAGAAAAAAUAUUUUCCAAGUGUUUGUGCAGAAACAGCGCCGCCUUGGGCAGCUGCCAGAUGUCAACUGAUAGGGAGACUGGACUCAUUAAUUGCAGUUAAUAGGAGUCUGUCUCUUUCUCUCCCUCGUGGACUUCUACCAGUUCCCUUACUUGUUUCUACUUGGAGGGAGUUAUGACAGCUUUCUCUAAAACAAUUACAGGACGCGCUGGAGAUGCUGUUACUCCAAGGACCACAGAAGCCUCCCUUUCAUCCUCUUGCUAACUAUCAUUACUCAGGUAAAAGCAAAUUGCCUACAUUAGGGUAUAACCAUUGCUUCCAUGAAACCCAUAAGUAUUUAGCAAGAUGCCAUAGCGGCUGCGUUCACGCUGCACGGUUUGUGGCUUACCAUGCACGAGUUGAUCACGCCCACUUUGCUUCUCUCCAGUAGCGCUGGGGGGAAACAAACCACGAUCCCUGGUUUAGCAUUGCCUCAGAAUUCUGCACAGAAGAUUUUAAAACACUUGGAUUACAUUUAAUGCAAUUCUGAACCUCGUAGUUCUCAAGCAGAGUACUGCUCCAGUUGUCCUUUGGGAAAGAAUAUAAGUGUCUAAUGAAAUGCAAAUGCAUGUUCAUUGCCCAAAAAUGGUGCAGAAUAUCAUUCAAGUGCUAUUGGCUGACCUCUCCUCACAGUGACUCUUAGCAUGUGGGGCCACAUAGUGGCAUGCAGUGGGAGAAGCGUUCUAGCAUGUGGAAGAAAAUAAUGCUCACUACUGCCUCCCAGUGUUGGAGCACUGUUCUAUCUGAGCAGUUCACAUUAUGUCAGCACAUUAUUAAAAUAGCUUUUGUGUGGUGGUGAUGAGCCCCAUAUUGAAACUUCGUAGAAAACAAAGAUGUUAAUUAAGGACACCAGAAGUUCUGUACUGCCAAAAUUUCUGGUAAUUUUUUUUUUAAUGGAGGAAAAUUGAAGGUUGUGAUCUUAACAUUAACUUUAAGCAUGCAGCAAAAUUAAGUAUAGCCAAAUACAUCCCCUCCAAAGCUUUAUGAUUUCAUAGUUUAGGUUUGAAAAAUAGCUGAAAUGUUGAAGCUAACAUCAGAAUUGGAGAAUUGAGCCUUAUUUGUCCAUUGCUGGAUGAGAAAUAUCGUUAACAUGCUCUCACCCUUGGUUUUUAAUAUUAUGAAAAUAAUGUGAGCUAUAUUAAUCUCGGCAAUGAAUUUUAAAUGCUAAUUAUAAACAGACCAGAGGUCCUGAAGAGUUUUCCAAACACAUCGAUAAACUCAUUAUCAUGCAGGUUUCCCAGUGCAGGGAGAGUAGGCAGAAGAGGGGCAAUAAAGUUUUUAAUUUUGUGAGAGCAAUGGACCAUUAAACAGACUGCCUGUCUCCUGUUUCUUGCUGCACUUCCAGGUUCACAUCUGUGGACUCCUGCGGAGAAGCAGUUGUUCAAGAAGGCUUUUGGCUUGCACAAAAAGGAUUUUUACCUCAUACAGAAGAAGGUAGGGCCUUCAGUUGGCAGUGGAGCCAUCUUUCGGGCUGCUUCAUCUCACAAAACAAAGUGUCUCCCCUCCAAUAUUUAAUCUGAAGGUUAUCCAAUAGUGUUUGGGUUUUUUAAAAUCCUAUUUUAGAAACUUUUGUUGGCAUUUAAAGCCCCUGAUUAUGUGGUCAUGUGUAUUAUAGCAUCUUGGGAUUAUUUUGCGCAAAGAAGUUCCCUGCUCACAAAUUGACUGAGGCUGAAUCUAAUCCCAGAUCCACAGGAACAGAAUGAAGAGAAAAUGAAAACAACAUAUAUGCUGUAUAUUUAAUAUUGCAUCAGUUGCUCCUUUGUUCACUUUGAAUUUUUCUCCCUCUUCCCCCCUUCCCCCCAUCCUUUUCAAUAGAUACAAACUAAGACUGUUUCCCAGUGUGUUGAAUACUACUAUAGCUGGAAAAAAAUACUAAAAUUUGACACCAGUCGAGCACAGUUAGUAGAAAAGAGGCCCAAGAGAGAGCAGGAUGAGGUAGAAAUGGAUGAAGAAAAGGUAUAUAAGAGAUUGAUGGGGAUCUGGCAGAGGUUUGACUGACUGAUUUAAAGCUGUGCCCUUUACCUUUCCCUCCCUGCUUUAGGAAAGGUAACAUUCACCGCAGCAAAAACUCCUGGGGACAACGGCUUUUCCUUACCAGCUUCCUCACGCAUCUGUUGAAAUAGAUGCUUCUCUACGAAAGCUCAUGCGGCAAUAAAUGUAUUGGUAUUUAAGGUGUCCUGGGACUCUGUUGUUUUUACUACGAAAGACUAACGUGUCUGGCUCUUUUUUAGGGCGUGAGAAGAAGCUCGGUUUCCAUAGCUGUAGAUGCCCUCAGUAUCAUUCAUGCGCCCUUUACUUUUUUUAAAUGGUGGGGGUGGAGUUCUGAUGGGGGCAGUGACAUAUAUCGGGCAGGUGAACCUAUCACAGCUCAGCACAGAAUCGCUGCACCCUUUGCAAUGGCUACCAUUUGAUCUUGUGUCUCUUUUAAAAUCGGUCUUUUGAUCAGCACCAUCACACUCUUUUUGCUAUAAUUAAAAAAAAAAAAGUGAAAUACCUCUUAAAUGAAAUAGCAUUUUAGCAUUAUAACACUAUGUUUAAAACAGUGCUGAAAAACCAAAAUCUCUUUUCUGGUCACUGCCAUUGUCACAGGAGUGACCAGAAAGGUGUUUUGUUUUGAAUCGCUAUUUUAUUAGAAGCUUUGCAUUACAGCACAAAUAACCUUUUUUAAAAGAAAACACUUUAACAAAAUGGAAAACGGAAACUUUUCCAGCUAACUUUAACUACCUUGUUAACAUGGCGAUGACUAGAAAGGGUUCUUUUUCUUUCCCCGUUAAAAUAAAAUGCAUCAUUGUGCAUUCAUUCAAACAUUUAUACCUUGCUCUUCAGAUGGAAAAGCUCCCAGAGCGGUUUACAAAUCAGUAAAAUUAACACCAUCUCUGCCAGAUUAGGCAAAAUUUUAGCUAAACACUUUGGAGCUGGGUAUGAGCAGUAAACCAUCUUGCAAUAAUUUUUCAUUUAUACUUACUGAUGGAGAUACAGAUAUUUUAGGACGCCUGUAAUCUCUGCUUGAAGGAUCAUUUUGACAUUUCAUUUUAAAUUCAUUACCUUUGCUACCUUCUUAAGAGAGCAAUAUCUGAUAUUUUUGACACUGAUUUUGAAAUAUUACUUCCUUGACGUUAAGUUUUUCAAAUACUGUGAAGUCCAUAUUGAUAGUUUCCUUCUCUGUGAUGUUUAAAUCAGGUUACUUCUAACUUGGAAAUACCAGUACCCUAUAGGGGAGUUAGAAUUCAUUCCCCCCCCCCCUUUCAUUUCAGUUUCUUAUUUUUGUGUCCUGCCCUGGGAUCCCUUUGUGAAGAAAGGCAAGUUAGAAAUACCUGAAAAUAAACAACGCUCUUUCAUUUAGGUGGUAUUUCACUAAUAUAUAUAUAUCAAAAUAUUGCUGGAAAAGACUGAUUAAAAUGGCACCUAUUGUAAAGGUUAUUUAACGGUGAAGGUGCACUGAGCUUCAAGCGACUGCUGGGUUAAAUUGCACCUCAUUCCCUGCCCAUUGCAUUUAUGUCCUGCCCCCUGUUGUGAACAGAACAAAAUGGGAUGUACAUACAGAAGAAGGCGUAGUAUCCCCAAUAUUGUGGGAGGUGCACUGCAAUUCUACUUGUGGCUUUUAUCGGAAAAGCAGCAAUUGGAUAUCGCUAGGAGCCACCCACCUAGAGGCCGCUCUAGGCUGGCCCAUCCAUUCCGGAAGGCGUGUAAGAACUGCUGUGUUGGUUUAAACUGGACUCUGCAGCCUCUUUGUAGAUGCAGCUUGUGCAUUUUCUCAGAAGGGCUGAGGAUUUGAUUUUAUCCUGAAAACAGCAGCUGAGGUUCUCAGGAAUCUAAAUCCCUCGCCAGUUCCACAUUCCAUAUAGAAUUGGGUAUAGGUGCAAUUAUGAAAGGUGCCUACUUCAAGCCCUGGUGAGAAUUCAUUGUACCACUGGAUAUGUAAAAAAUGAUUCUUCACAACUUUCGAUAAAGAAACGAAGCACAUUUGAAUCCUCGCCCCAAAAUAAACUGGAUGAAGGGGCAAAGCAGACAUGAUAGUCAAUCACAUGAAUGUCGCUUACAUAAUUCAUUUUCUUUAGUAAAUAUCAGCAGUGUUGAGGGAUUUUGCCCUUGGCUGUGGUCUGUGUCUGAGCUGGAGGAGCUGGAACUGAUGAGGUCCUUAACCAGGGCAAAGAGUUAAAGAUCUCCAUCCCCAUGCUGCUGCUAUUUGUUUCAAUAAAAACAAGCACUUGGCAGCCAUUAUGUGAUUAACUUCAUCCCCCUCCCUUUAACCCUUCGUCUAGCUUGCUAUGGGAGCGAAUGGAGUUCUGGUCCACAUCUUGCCUCUGAAUGUUCUGCAUCUCCUGAAUACUACAUUCCUUUCAGUGUGGUUCAGAUCUGAUACCAUCUCAAAAUGCUAAAGUGCCACCAAGUGUCGCCAGCCACAUUGGAAAGAUAAUGAAUUUAUCUUCGGAUUCUUUAUUGGGCUUUGCCAGAGACUUAAUAAUAGUGUGAGAAGGAAAAUUACUUCUGUGUAAAACACCAAUGUUUCAUGACUUGCAGAUAGCGUGCAGCCCAAAGAAACGGCACUGCCACCUGCCUAAACAGGAGAAUAAGCUAAAACCAAGGAAUUACAAAAAAUCAGCACAGAGCACUUUCAGUCCAGCCAGCAGCCAGAAAGAAACUUUAGAUAGGCCCAGAAGCACAGGCAGUCAGGGUGUGUUCCCGUGUAAAGAAUGUACAAGGUAACAAUUCAACGUUUUGGUUUCUUGUGCCAUUUUUAAAAAAUAAGUCCACUUGGUGCUUAGCCAUAAAUUUGUCCCCAGCCCCCUUCCCUUUUUAUAGUUGGUUUACUAUGGCACUUUGGGCAGGGUUCACGCCGAUCGCCAUCCUUUGUGCCCAUCGCUAAGCGAGAAAGAAAACCCCACCCUUUGUCAGGGGGGAGACCAUAUUCUUCCUCUUGCACCGAAACCGGGAUUAUGCGUGCGUCACUCUCGCAUUGCUGUAGCAUCUCACCUGAGUACUGAAAAACCCUGGCCUUUAUCUCCCGUUUACAUCUAGAGUGUUUGACAAGAUAAAAAGCCGGAAUGCUCACAUGAAGCGCCAUCGGCUGCAGGACCAGAUGGAACCGAUGAUAAAGAUUAAGUGGCCCAUGAAGCAUCUGAAAAAUGAGCCAGAGAAGCAAGAAAGGAACUCGGAUGUUGAUUUCCUCCAGUGGUAACUGGGAAGCGCAGUUUCAGGGUGAGAUUGCUGGUCAACUAGAAAGUGCCAGUGAAACCAGCUAGGAUUUGAGUUUUAUAGCACCUGUUCAUUCACUUGAGCGGGUUGAAAUUAGGUUCUGUACACAAUAGCCUCUUUAUGCUACUGGGAGCAUAGGAACUGAUUUUUAAAAGAAAAUAAAAAUACUCAUAAAUAGCUUCUAGCUUGAACUCAGAUGAACUAGAAGUAGCAAAUAAGUGCUCCGUUGUCCUUUCAAAUGGGCUUCCAUUUGUGGCUAUUGCGGGGCAGAAUUUGAUGGUAUGGAUGGCACAGGGCUGCUAUCCAAAGACAGCCCACCUGCUUUUCUGACCUUCCAUAAUGUCUGGUAGCGAAAUUCAGCAUGUGAUUGGACAUCACACUGUGUGUCUCCUCAACACCUGUGGAGGCAGCCAGUGACAAGAGAGGGAGCAGAGAAAUCCUGAGUGUUGGUAUUACAUCAUGUGAUGCGUUUCACAAGAUGGGGCAGAGGACGAGGAGAACAUGCGGGGGAAUCCUUGUUGUGGCAAUGGUAAUCCUUGUGUAGGAUGUGCUCGUAGGAUACCAUUCGUGAUUGCAUUUUUGGGAGCAGCCCUGUGCCAGCCAUGACGUCUAGUGAAAGGCAGGAUGUGCUAGGUGUUGACUUAAGCACCAUUAAAACUUCAGCUGGGGUCGGGUUUGACAAAAAUAAAAAGCAGGAUUAUGGCAUUCAGUUGACUCAUGCUUAAAUUUACCAUAGAAAAGGAGGUGUGUGAGUUAACUGAGUCUGCAUUAAAUUCCAAUUAGCCACAGUUGUAAGGAUCCUAUACAGCUGCCAAUAACUGUAAAAUAGCUUUUGCUCAAUUACAGGGAUGCUUAUUCGUGCUUUUGUUCAAUUACAGAAUGAACGCCCUCGUCGUUCUGCUGAAAUGUUAUGAGUAACCCCCGUUCUCCCGCUCCCUCUCUUCCAGGGUUCUGUUAUUUUUUUGGAGGACGGACGGAGUAGGCCAAUCAAUGAGAAAUCACCAUUGUAUUUAGUAUCUUUUUUGUGAUUGAUGUUCACACGACUGCUUUUUGAUUCACGCUGUAGUACCACAUUGAUCUGCGUUAUUGUUAUUUUGUAUGCACUCACAGUGUUGCUUAAUUAAAUUGGGUUCCACAACUGAA